AGUAAGAAGUAUUUACACUCCGGUCCAGACGGUGGCGGUAAUGCACCACACAGUCGCCAAAAAACACAAGAAGAAGAAAAAAAAACUUAGACAAAGGAGAACGUACUGACCGGGUGUGUUUGUGGAUAACAGGUUAAAAACUAAAUAAAAGGUAAAGAGACAUUCUGCAAAAUUACCGAAUCGUCAAACUGACAUAGCAACCAAUAAAACGAAUAGGCCUACCGAUGCCUUUGUCAAGUAAAGAGAAGGUAGCACGGCAUAGAGCUCGCAUUAACAGUGAUCCCAAAGCAAGAGAGGAGUACCUUACAAAAAGAAGAGCAAGUUACCAAAGACAGAAGACGGAGGGGAAGAUUGUUGGUCAGCCAAUAAGCCAGCUGUCAAACGCCGAAAAAAAAAAGAAGAGAGAGAAAUGGAGGCAGUACUCAAAAAUACAGAGAGGAAAAAGAAAGGCAUUGCAAGAGGAGCUGCGCUUCUGUACAACUUUGAGCAGCAGUAUGAUGCAGGCAGGAGUCUGUCUGAGACAGGACGCUGUGACAACACUACCAGAGCUCACCGAGAAGCACAGGAUCAGACUGAAAGAAGAGGAACUCAGUGCACUGGAGUCUGUCCGCAUGGCAGAGUCAGAGACAGUGUGCGCUGCACCAGGACUCAACACACUGGAGCCACAAUGUGUUUCAGUACACAGUGGGGUCAGUGAUGUACACCACACAGACACAUCAUUGGUAAAAUCAGAAACUGAUCUGGGCUCCACCCACUCUGAGGAUCUUAAGGUUGAAAGCCUGAACAGUACAGAGCUGGGUUAUGUAACCCAUCUGCAUCCUGAAGAAAUCAAGACUGAGACCGAUGAUGGAGGAUACCUUAAGGCAGAACACAUCAGUGACUUGCAAGUUGUGACAUGUGUCUCUAUUGAAUCUGAUCAAAUGAAGUGUGAAUCCAGUGAAAGAUUAGUGAGUGAUCUCAUGAAUACUGUGAAUAAUGGAGCUCAUGUUGAAGACAAAAUCCAAACUGAACCUUGGCAAUGUGCAGCAGAUGAUUUAAAGGGACAUCUGACAAUGAAUUCAAGUGAGAAACAAUACAUUUGUGCAAAGUCUAUGAAGAGAUUGGAUCAGCUAUCUUUUUGUAUCCAAAAUGAGACGGUUCAUACAGAUAAAAAGGCUUACAAAUGUACUCAGUGUGGGAAGUGUUUUAAUUAUAGAUCUGAUUUCAUUUCCCACCAGAGAAUUCAUACAGGUGAAAAGCCUUACAAAUGUACUCAGUGUGGGAAGUGUUUUAGGAGUACAUCUAAUUUAAAUGGUCACCAGAAAAUUCAUACAGGUGAAAAGCCUUACAAAUGUACUCAGUGUGGGAAGUGUUUUAGGAGUACAUCUAAUUUAAAUUGUCACUCGAAAAUGCAUACAGGUGAAAAGCCUUACAAAUGUACUCAGUGCGGAAAGUGUUUUCAUUUUCAGUCUCUUUUAAAUGCUCAUCAGAGAAUCCAUACCGGUGAAAGGCCUUAUAUAUGUACUCGGUGUGGGAAGGGUUUUCAUGCUAAAUGUCAACUAAAUGUCCAUGAGAGAGCUCAUACAGGUGAGCGGCCCUACACAUGCGCUCAGUGUGGGAAGAGUUAUAUUAAUGCAUCAAAUUUAUGGUACCACAACAAAAUUCAUACAGGUGAAAAGCCUUACAAAUGCCAUCAGUGUGGGAAGCGUUGUUCCCGAUCACAUGAAUUAACAAGACACCUGCAGACUCAUACUGAUGAAAAGACUUACAAAUGUACCAUGUGUGAGAAGUGUUUUAAGAACAGAUAUAAUUUUAAUUCGCACCAGAGAAUUCAUACGGGUGAAAAGCCCUUCAAGUGUGCUUGGUGUGAACAGUGUUUUUCUGACAGAGUUAAAUUAAAUAUCCACCAGAAAAUUCACACAGGUGAAAAUCCCCACAAAUGUACCCACUGUGGGAAGUGUUUUCAUUAUCAGUCUCGAUUAAAUGCUCAUCAGAGAAUGCAUACAGGUGAAAAACCCUAUACAUGUGCUGACUGUGGGAAGGGCUUUAGUAAGAGAUAUCAUUUAAAUACGCACCAGAAUAUUCAUACAGGUGAAAAGCCUUAUAAAUGUACUUGGUGUGGGAAGUGUUUUAAUAAUAAAUCUAAUUUAAAUACCCAUCAGAGACUUCAUACAGGUGAAAAGGCAAGACAAUCUUUUACUGAUUCAUAAUUUUUGCAACCACAGGACACUGAUGAAAAUCUCCACCAAUGUACUGAUUUUGGGUAGUUUAAUUAAAUUAAAAAAUUUUUUAAAGGAUCUGCAUAUGUAAACUAAAGAUAGUAGAGGUGAGUGUUGUCUGUGGGAAAUGUUCCCAUUCACAUGAUUUAACAAAGUGCCUGAGGUUUCAUACAGGAGAAAAGCCCUACAAAUGUUUAUAUUGGAGGAGGUAUUUUUCUCAAUCAUAUGAGUUAAAGAAACACUGGAUGUGUAAUAUUGACAAAUAGUCCUCUUUACUGUGCGGGCAAUGAUUUACUUGAAACAUCGAAUUAAAGGAAACUCUAGAGAACUCAAUGGUAAUAAAAAGCCUUAUAAAUGUG
Messenger RNA from Anguilla rostrata (American eel), 2557 nucleotides. Its product is annotated as zinc finger protein ZFP2-like. The transcript is spliced from 4 exons. NCBI's taxonomy places the organism in Eukaryota, Metazoa, Chordata, Actinopteri, Anguilliformes, Anguillidae. Gene Ontology annotation, molecular function: RNA polymerase II cis-regulatory region sequence-specific DNA binding; DNA-binding transcription factor activity, RNA polymerase II-specific. Gene Ontology annotation, biological process: regulation of DNA-templated transcription. The record is from RefSeq and is a predicted model, not a curated record. Bases 225 to 2189 code for a protein of 654 amino acids.